Penicillium oxalicum is the source of this 2472-nucleotide messenger RNA. RefSeq names its product putative ATP-dependent RNA helicase DRS1 (gene drs1). Gene Ontology annotation, molecular function: nucleic acid binding; ATP binding; RNA helicase activity. Bases 1 to 2472 code for a protein of 823 amino acids. Lineage: Eukaryota; Fungi; Ascomycota; Eurotiomycetes; Eurotiales; Aspergillaceae. The transcript has 2 exons. The record is from RefSeq and is a predicted model, not a curated record.
AUGGCUCCGAAAAAUUUGAAACGAAGUGCGCCCAAGGACGAUGACUUUGUCCUCACACUGUCCGACGACGAAAAUGUUCCUCGAUUCGACGAUGAAGACGACGAGGUCACCGAAGAGCUCCCCAGCACCGAUUCGAAAAAGCGCAAGCGUGAGGCAGGCUCUGCUGAGAACAAGAACAAGAAGCAGAAGAAUGUAAAGGGGAAAAAGAGCAAAGUUCAAGCCAAGGUCGAGGAGUCUGAAGAAGAGCAAGAUGACGAAGAGGAAGAUGUACCGGGUGCCGAAGACGAUGCGCUCAAUUCAGAUUUCGAGUUCGAUGUCGGUGGCGUCGCCAACCAGGGUGUCACCGAGGGCUUCGACGGCUGGGGCUUGGACGACUCUAAGCAGAACAGCGGUGGGGACAAGAAGGCUGUGGACAUCGACGACAUCAUCUCUCGGCGGAGGGAAAAGCAAGAGGCUGCGAACAUGAAGAAGCAGAAGAAGCAGGCCAAGAAAGAGACCGACAACGCCAGUAGCUCAGACGAGGAGGAUCCUGAUGCCGAUGGCGGUAUGGAGGUUGACUUUGACGACGACGAGCUAGUUGCGGAGGACGGAUUCGGCAUGGGCGCCGAUGGGGAGGAUGAGAGCGAGGCCGAAGGCCCCGAGCCUGGGUCAGGACCCGAGGACAGUGACGAAGAAGAUGAGCAAAGUGAAGACGACGAUGAUGAUGCCGCGUCUGACAACGAUUCCGUCGCCACUCCUGUUCACCAUCCCGACGACGUUGCUUCUGACCGCGAAUCUGACGUCGAGAGCGAGGUAGACGAAGAGGAGGCCGAGAAGCGUAAGGCAUUCUUUGCCCCCGAGGAGAAAGUGGACGACAAGGCCGCUAUGGCGAACAGCUCGUUCCAGGACUUCAAUCUCUCUCGUCCAAUUUUGCGCGGCUUGGCUGCCGUUGGCUUCACAGAUCCCACGCCAAUUCAGCGCAAAGCCAUUCCUGUGGCUCUGCUGGGUAAAGACAUUGUCGGAAGUGCCGUGACUGGUUCCGGUAAGACCGGCGCUUUCAUCGUGCCCAUUCUCGAACGUCUCCUCUUCCGUCCUCGCAAAACCCCAACCAGUCGUGUCGCCAUUCUCAUGCCUACUCGUGAAUUGGCGGUCCAGUGUUACAAUGUUGCAGUCAAGCUUGCCACCUACACCGAUGUGACGUUCUGUCAGCUUGUUGGUGGUUUCAGUCUUCGCGAACAAGAGAACGUGUUGAAGAAGCGCCCCGAUGUGAUCAUUGCUACUCCUGGUCGUUUCAUUGACCACAUGCGCAACUCGCCAAGCUUCACUGUGGACACAUUGGAAAUUCUGGUUCUCGAUGAAGCCGAUCGAAUGCUCGAGGAUGGUUUCGCCGAUGAGUUGAACGAGAUUUUGACGACGAUUCCCAAGUCUCGUCAGACCAUGCUCUUCUCCGCUACAAUGACCGACACCGUCGACAAGUUGAUUCGCGUCGGUCUUAACCGGCCCGUUCGAUUGAUGGUCGACGCAAAGAAGAAGACCGCCGUCACCCUGACACAAGAAUUUGUCCGCCUACGACCGGGCCGCGAGGACAAACGCUUGGGCUAUCUUCUAUACCUGUGCAAGGAAAUCUACACGCAGCGAGUGAUUAUCUUCUUCCGCCAGAAGAAGGAAGCGCACCGCGUUCGAGUGAUCUUCGGUCUGUUAGGGUUGAGGGCUGCAGAGCUCCAUGGUGGCCUGAGUCAGGAGCAACGUAUCAAAUCCGUUGAGAGCUUCCGUGAUGGCAAGGUGUCUUUCUUGCUCGCUACCGACGUCGCCUCGCGUGGUCUGGAUAUCAAGGGCGUUGAGACCGUUAUCAACUACGAGGCGCCACAGAGUCAUGAGAUCUAUCUGCAUCGUGUUGGCCGUACCGCCCGUGCCGGCCGCUCCGGAAGCGCCUGCACAAUAGCUGCCGAGCCCGACCGCAAGGUUGUCAAAAUGGCCGUGAAGUCUGGAAAGGCUCAGGGUGCCAAGAUUGUCAGCCGAGUGGUUGAGAUGGCCGUCGCUGAUGAAUGGGCCCAGAAGGCAGAGGAUCUUGCCGAUGAGGUGCAAGAAGUUCUGGAAGAGGAGAAGACCGAGAAGCAGUUGGCGCAGGCUGAGAUGCAGUUCAACAAGAGCGAGAACCUGAUGAAGCACGGCCAAGAAAUUAUGUCUCGUCCCAAGCGAACGUGGUUCGAGACGGAGACACAGAAACGGGCGGCCCGCAAGCUGGGUCGGACGGAGCUGAAUGGCCCGGACAACAACUCCAAGAAGGACAAGGUCAAGUUGAGCAACAAGGACCGGAAACGGCUCGAUGACGCCAAGCUAAGGCACGAGGGCAAGAUUGGGUGGAAGAAGGGAAAGUCGGAGCGUGAUGCCCCCAAAACAAAAGCCAAGGACAAGAAGAGAAGGGAAAAAAUAGGAAUCUUGAUUGGGGGCCAAAAGGACCCGCUGCCGGGGGUCCAGUGGCGGCUAGUGUGA